AUGAAGGGUGGUCUGUGUAUUAUCUACACGUCUUUACUGACAAUAUCAGUGCUUUCUAGUUGUGCUCUCUUCAUUUUGGUAGUUUCGGAAGCUCUCCAUGGUGAGGGAGACCCUAAGGUUGAUCUAUCUGGGCUACAUAAUGUUAGCCAGAAAACGGGGGUCAGUGACCGCGAUGUCGACCCUGGAAUUAGUCCUGAAACAUCGUUGGCCGAAGACACGAAGACGGAAGAUGAUCGUGAAAUGAUUUUCCCGGAGGCAUUAUCUCUAAACUCUGUGACUACAGAUGGGUAA
Arctia plantaginis is the source of this 291-nucleotide messenger RNA. Lineage: Eukaryota; Metazoa; Arthropoda; Insecta; Lepidoptera; Erebidae. The record is from the annotation of a GenBank genome assembly.